CCUUUGAUCUCUUUGUUCAAGAAGAACUUUUGGACAAAGAUGUUAUCAAUGACGUUAAAGACCUGAAUUAUAAGAUGGUUGAUAUAGAAGUUUUCACAGCAGAUAGAAAAGAAGCUUUACAACAAAUAAACGUUAGUUUCUCUACAGCUUCAGAUGCAAUGAAUAGCAUUUCAGACAUGAUGAGCAACAGUAACCAACUUAUUAAUGAUUUCGAAAGUGAUUUUUUUACAACUUUGGAUGCACUAAGUAGUGCUUCGAACACAAUAAGUAGUAGUAACCAAUCAAUGGUUAUGAGUGAAAUUGAAUUACAAGAGAUGAAAACAGAAUGUGCACAAUCUAUAGUAGAAGACAAUGGAAUUAAUUUUCAGCCACUAUCCGAAGAGUAUGGUCCAUAUUUUAAAAAUUUUACAGAGAUGUCGCUUUUUACAUGGAUUAAAAAUUUAGAAAAAGGCACUUUAUUUAAUAUUGUGGGUCAAGACAUAUGGGUAAUUGCUGCUUCGGGUGUUAUAACCGCUAACCUCUCUCAAGGUAACGAUCUUGACAAUACGAAGCAUCAUAGUGCUAAUCAAGGAUGCAGAAGUUGUUUGGCACCUAAGGACAAGCUAGAAGAAUUAGUACUAGAGAGAGCAUUACAAAAAACCAUUAAUGAGUAUUGUACUAAACAUGGUUUAAGUGCAACACAAAUUGUGAAUAAAAUUAUUUUGUGCUGGGUGGCCAUUGCAAAAGCAUCCUGUUUAAGUUUUAGUUUUACCUUUACUGAGCAAACCUAUAUGGAAUUAGAUGAAGCUCUAAAAAUAGAACAUGUUCUCCUAUUAAAAGUGAAAUACUCACAACUUUGGGACACUCGUAAACAUCUACGUGAAAAUCAAGGAAGCGGCAAGGAUAGCCACUUUCAAUAUAUUGGACAAGGUUUUCAAAAGUUUACAACAGAUCCAUUACUUCAACCUAUAUUAUCUGAUUGGCAUAUGGCACAGAAUAUUCAAGAAAAAGAUAUGAAUGUUAUUA
Cetraspora pellucida is the source of this 1005-nucleotide messenger RNA. The record is from the annotation of a GenBank genome assembly. Lineage: Eukaryota; Fungi; Glomeromycota; Glomeromycetes; Diversisporales; Gigasporaceae.